AUGGGAAGUAAUUAUCGUUGGGUGCCAAUAUUAUCUGGUAAAAGGCUUAAUUACCAUGACUAUUUUGCGUUGACAGGCUCUAGCGUAGCCUUUAUUUUGGCAUUCAUAUGCUUUGUGUUAAACUUAAUAUUCCGUAGAUUAGGAACCCUAAAGAGACACAAAGAGGAAGAUGCCCAAAAACAAGGAACAAGUUAGUACAGAUUCUUAAGGGCGCAAGCUAAUGGAAAUAAUUUUGGUAACAUGGAAUUGACAAACUACAUGCAAAGCUCCUAAAAUAUCAAUUUAAAUUCGACUCAUCAAAUCUAUGGAUAAUAACUUCUAACAAGUAGCGAUAACGUUGCUUUUUACAAUAAUGGAGAUUAAAAUAUCCCAAUAAAGUUUAACAGAAAUUGUUAUGAAUAGACAGCAGAUUUUUUCUAUGGAGCUACCUACUUCUUUUUGACUAUCUGUCCUUUGGUACUUGGUGCUUUCUAAGUCAUUUGGACUUCUGUAUCUAUUUUAUUAAUGAUAGGAAUUUAUGCUGCUAAGUACUACGUAGAUACUCAUACUGAAGAGCACUAUCAUUAAUAUGUUAACGAAUCCUAAAGACAAGAAACUAUUACAUACUCAAAAAAACCUUCUAAGAAGACUAUUAUCGCUUAAUUGCUUUACUGCAUUUUAGUUCCUUCAUUUUUCCACAAUACUUGUCUUGCAUUCUAUAACGAUAACAUAGGAUACUAUAACGAACUUCUCGGUUUCUAAAUCAACACUUAGUUCACUCGUAUAUUCUAAUUGAAUGAUUCUUGUCCUCCAGGACCACCUUGCCAUUUGUAUGCAACACUCCCUGAAAAUACAGCUAACGAUGUCUUUAUCAACAUUCAUACAAACAAAGCAAUCAACAAUGUCACUGUCUAUUAUGAUCUUGAAGAAUAUUAUCUCAAUAAUAAGACAGCCUAAUUAAGAAAUCAAUAAUCAUCAGUUUUAUUCGAGCUGGAUUAUGUUGAGUCAAAAGGAUAAAGAAAUGUACACUCAGCUUUGAUUUCUGGUUUAACUCCUAAAACAAAAUAUGUUAUAUAAAUUAAAUAUGCUGGAGAUGACACAGUCCAAGCUACACAUUUCUAUAGAACAUUACCAGAUAAAAAUGACCCAAAUCUUAAUAUUACAAUGAUUAACGCUGGUGAUGCUGGUAAUACUGAACCUGCUCGUUAAUUUAACUAACUUGUUGCUACACUUUAACCUGAUAUCUUCUUCAUGGGAGGAGAUAUCGCUUACGAUGAUAACUUCAACACUUGUUACUAUGCAUGGGAUUUCUAUCUUGGUGGACUUGAAUAAAUGUUUAACAAAUUAGGUUAUUUACUCCCUAUGGUUUGGACAGUUGGUAAUCACGAUGUUGGUUUGAACGAAUUACCUUUAGUUAAUGUAACUCUUACUGAUACUGUUGGUCCUGCUUACCUCACAUAUUUCCCUUAACAUUAUGAAAGAGAUGCUGACUUUAACAUUGUUAAAACAGUUCCAUCUAUCAUAAAUAGAAGAACAGUUUUCCACCACGAAGUUGCUAACUCAGUUUAUCUCAGUCUAGAUUCUGGUUAUCUCCAUGAUUUCUCUGGCUGGUAAGAAAAAUACAUAGUAAGUGUACUCUAAAACAGCACUGGCCUAUAUAAAUUUGCAAAUUAUCAUGUCCCAAUUUAUAGCGCAUGUGGUAGCAUCGACGAAGAAAGCUCUCCUUCUACAGUUAGAGCAUUAUUCCAUUGGGUACCUAAUUUCGAUACUUAUAGAAUGGCUACUGUUUAUGAAAAUCAUGUUCACACUUUCAAGAGAACAUAUCCUAUGGUAGGUAAUAAAGUUGUAGAGAAAGAUGGAACUGUUUAUCUUGGAGAUGGUGCUUAUGGUGCUAUUCCAUUUUACUGCAAACUUAAUAAGAGUCUUGAUAUUUUUGCUAAAGCAGCUUGUAUUAACAAUUUUUGGGUAACUCAAAUUACUCAAGAUAAAUUGUAUCAUAGAGCUUAUAACAGAGAAGGCAUAGUUAUGGAUUCUUAUGAACAAGAUGCUACUUAUUAUAGAGCUGUUUGA
Messenger RNA from Tetrahymena thermophila SB210, 2049 nucleotides. Its product is annotated as metallophosphoesterase. The record is from RefSeq and is a predicted model, not a curated record. Gene Ontology annotation, molecular function: metal ion binding; acid phosphatase activity. NCBI's taxonomy places the organism in Eukaryota, Ciliophora, Oligohymenophorea, Hymenostomatida, Tetrahymenidae. The transcript has 4 exons.